AUGCGGCUGCUACUUGUCUUGUCCAUCUCCGUCCUGUUGGGCUUUGUGUCGGCCGGCACGGGGCCCAAGAAGGACCCCAAUGAAAAAUUCAACGAUCGCAAAAAGGCCGAGGCCGAGUUUGAGGAGAACCGCAAGGUCUUUACUUGGGCCGUCAGAGAAAUGACAAAAACAAAGUCCUGGGCGGUGGGCUUGAAAUGCCACGAGUGCCUGCGAUUUUUAAAGUAUAUGCAAGGCUUCGCCGCCACAAACGACGAGUUUAUCCAAAAAGGAAAAGACAUGUGCUCCAUGAUCCACAGGGCUCACGUCAAUGUCAAAGUCGAAGACUUGUGCGUAGAGACGGUUGAACACUAUGGACCAGUCAUGGCGCAGGUCCUGAGAAACAUGAACCCGGUGGGCGAAUCUGAAGGUGCGCAACUGUUUUGCAAUGUCUGGGCUGGAACUUGCCCGGCCGUCACGGUGCGCUAUCAUGUUCCCAUCAACUACACGAGAAACGAGCAGCUGCUUCCUCGUCCCAAGCCCAGCGGCAAACGGCCAUUCAAAUUCGUCCACUUCACCGACCUCCAUCUCGACCCCUAUUACGCCGCAGGCACCGGGUCGCAAACCGACAAGAAUUGCCCCCAUCCAUUGAUUUGCUGCAGGGCCUUCUCGGAAAAAGAAAGAGACAUUAUAUUUCGAUUGAGGAAGAAACCGCAGUUGGACAAGGGAGAUCCGCAGAUAGAUAUCGCAGGUCCAUGGGGUCACCACGGCUCCUGCGACACUCCCAACCGCCUUCAGCAGAGCAUGUACCGCGCCAUGAGGAAGUUCGCUGGCGACACCGACUUCGCCAUCUUCACCGGCGGCAUCUUGUCACGCCAAGUCUGGAACUCGACGGCGCAACUCAACAUAGAACAAAUUGAAAAGGCGUAUAGUAACAUGAGCGAGCUGUUCGACUAUGUCUACCCAGCUGUUGGCAAUGACGAGAGCUCGCCCGCCAACCUCUUCGAGGCGGAACCAGUCAACAGCAGGGUGAGCCAGCAGUGGCUCUACGACACGCUCGCGUCUCUGUGGUCUCGCUGGAUCGGCCGCGAAGAUGCACACAGGGUCAAGGACGGCGGGUACUAUUCCACAAAGGUGCCGCACCGGAAUCUGCGCAUCAUCUCGCUCAACACCAACCUCUACAGCUACAAGAACAUCUGGGUCUACCAGGACCCCAUCAACCACGACCCGGCCGGGCAGCUGGCAUGGCUGGUCAGCGAGCUCGAAGCGGCCGCGAGGGCCAAGGAGCACGUCUACAUCAUCGGCCACAUGGCCAUGGGCGACGCCGACAUCCUCCAGCACUACUCGCGCUCGCUCAACCAGAUCAUGAACAAGUACGCGUCCACCAUUGCCGCCAUGUUCUUCGGGCACACACACCUCAACCAGUUCCAGCUUCAUUACCGGGGGUCCGACGAUCCGCAGUCGCCGCAUUGGUGGCGCAACGGCGAGCGGCUCCUGGCCGAGGACGCCAUCGUCACGUCGUAUAUUGCGCCUUCCAUCACCCCGGUCCUUGGUGCGCCGGCCUUUAACGUCUUUUACGUCGACCCGGAAACUUUUGGAGUCCUCGACGUCGUCACGUACUCGUCGAAUAUGAUUGAUCCCUACUGGGAAUACGACAAGGGCCCCAUCUGGGCGAGGGCCUUUUCGGCCAAGAUGGUGUAUGGGAUUCCGCAGAAAAUCCCCGAGGGGGGUGAGCUCACGCCCGCCUUCUGGCACAAGAUUAGCGAAAGGUUUGACUGGGAUAGGACCUUUUACAGAUAUUACUUUGGUCGCCAGACUAGUUGGAAUGAAAUGCCGACGGGCGAGUCGCAGAGAGCAAAGGACCAGUGCUUCAUCCGCGGCGGUAUCGCCAGGAACUGUUUGGGCAUACCCGGCAGGGGAGGGCUGGGCGGAUUAUUCGGAAUCACCGGUUGA
Metarhizium acridum CQMa 102 is the source of this 1929-nucleotide messenger RNA. RefSeq lists its product as uncharacterized. Gene Ontology annotation, molecular function: sphingomyelin phosphodiesterase activity. Lineage: Eukaryota; Fungi; Ascomycota; Sordariomycetes; Hypocreales; Clavicipitaceae. Gene Ontology annotation, biological process: sphingomyelin catabolic process. The record is from RefSeq and is a predicted model, not a curated record.